UCUAUGGAUAUACAUGUAGAGGCACAGCAGUUGAGAGUUGGAAGGACGUUGGCCUAUUAUACAUACGAAUAUACGUCACAAGAUUGUUCCUCUCAUCUUAACUGCAGUGCCAAAGGAACACAUGACCCACAAAUAAAAGUAUUUCCCCACUUUCUUUUUUUGUGAACUCUUUAUCAUAAUGUCCAAUGGCUUAAAACCUGUAUAGCACAUGAACCCAAUAAUAGCAAAACCAACCCAAUUAAUGGUGAAGAAGAGGACUAUAAAAAUGCAUCACGACCCAAGGGUACCUUCAGUCCAUAACCAAAAAAAAAAAAAAAACACUUCGAAAAGGAGGGGUGAAGGUUCUUGCUAAAACAAAAUGAGGAGCAAGAGUGAGUUGAUUUUAUUAGUUUUUUUAGUUAUAAUGUGGGUAACCCAUAGGGCUAACACACAGCCACAAGAGUCACAGGUGCCCUGUUUCUUCAUCUUUGGUGACUCAUUGGUGGACAAUGGUAACAAUAACAGGAUUGUUACACUUGCUAGGGCAAAUUACAGGCCUUACGGUAUAGACUUUCCUCAAGGCACCACCGGCAGGUUUACUAAUGGUCGAACCUAUGUCGAUGCAUUAGCUGAACUUCUGGGAUUUCGGAAUUUCAUUCCACCAUCUGCAAGAACAAGAGGCCCUGCAAUUCUGAGGGGAGUGAAUUAUGCAUCUGGAGCAGCUGGCAUUAGGGAUGAAACUGGAAACAAUCUGGGAGAUCACACAUCCAUGAACCAACAAGUAUCCAACUUUGCUAAUACAGUGCAAGACAUGAGGAGAUUCUUCAGAAGGGAUCCCAAUUCACUCAAUACCUAUCUCAGCAAAUGCAUUUUCUACUCUGGAAUGGGAAGUAAUGACUACCUAAACAACUAUUUCAUGCCCAAUUUCUACACCACUAGCUCUGAUUUCACUACCAAAGCUUUUGCUGCUGCACUUCUUAAGGAUUACAAUCGUCAGCUAAUGCAACUGUACGCUUUGGGGGCUCGCAAGGUGAUAGUAACAGCAGUAGGGCCAAUUGGGUGCAUACCCUAUCAGCUGGCAAGGUACAAUGGCAACAGUAGUAGAUGUAAUGAAAAUAUAAACAAGGCCAUCUCACUUUUCAAUUCAGGACUCUUCAAGUUGGUUCAAAGUUUCAAUAAUGGCCAACUUCCUGGAGCUAAGUUUGUUUACCUUGAUUCCUAUACAAGUACCAAUGAUCUAUAUCUCAAUGGCUCCUCUUAUGGAUUUGAAGUGAUAGACAAAGGAUGCUGUGGAGUGGGAAGGAACAAUGGCCAGAUAACAUGUCUUCCUCUUCAGCAGCCUUGCCAAGAUCGAAGGAAAUACUUAUUUUGGGAUGCCUUUCAUCCAACUGAAUUAGCAAAUGUAUUGCUCGCUAAAUCAACCUACACAACACAAUCAUACACCUAUCCCAUUAACAUACAACAACUGGCAAUGUUAUGAAGGGGAAAUUCAACUCCUUAAUCUAAUUAUGAUUGUUUCUGCAAGAGGAGGGUUUUGAUUAGUCCUUAUUUCUUGUAAUUUGUUUACUUUGAUCUUUGUAUGAGCUAUUAUUUCUAAUGUAAUGUGUGGGGUUCGAUUCGUUAUUUUAUA
Molecule: messenger RNA, 1609 nt
Organism: Ricinus communis (castor bean)
Lineage: Eukaryota; Viridiplantae; Streptophyta; Magnoliopsida; Malpighiales; Euphorbiaceae
Product: GDSL esterase/lipase At1g33811
Exons: 5
Coding region: 359-1459 (366 amino acids)
Molecular function (GO): hydrolase activity, acting on ester bonds
Source: RefSeq, a predicted model, not a curated record